Molecule: messenger RNA, 2272 nt
Organism: Rhipicephalus sanguineus (brown dog tick)
Lineage: Eukaryota; Metazoa; Arthropoda; Arachnida; Ixodida; Ixodidae
Gene: ClC-b
Product: H(+)/Cl(-) exchange transporter 7-like
Biological process (GO): chloride transport; transmembrane transport
Cellular component (GO): intracellular membrane-bounded organelle; lysosomal membrane
Molecular function (GO): voltage-gated chloride channel activity
Source: RefSeq, a predicted model, not a curated record
CGAUACACCACCCUCCGAUGUUCGCAACUCGGUUUGUAUGAAGGCGAUCGGGCGACUGCGGAGCGAUGCCUGGUUUGCGAAGAAAAGUGGAUCGUACAAAUCGAGACAGCAGCGAUGACGAGCGAACGCCCCUCUUCGAAGCGGACCACCUACCAUCAACAUCGGGCUCGAUCAACAGCCAUGGAAGUGACGGAACGAACAAGCACAUGCGGGAGCUCGGCUCGCUUGAUCUGCUUUCACAGAAAUACGAGAGCCUCGACUAUGACACAUGUGAAAACAGCCUUUAUGUUGAAGAGCAACGGCUGACAACAUUUACAGCAAUACGAAACACCAACUGGAAGCGAUGGCUCGUCACCUUCAUCAUCGGCAUCCUCACAGCCUUGACAGCCUGUGCCAUCGACAUUUGCAUCGAAGUCAUAUCGGAACUCAAGUUCACAUUACUUAAGAACUGGAUAAACGAUUGCAUCCGCAGGGAUUGCGUCAUCCUGCCUUACCUCGGCUGGGUUGGCAUGAACGCAGCUGCUGUUCUGGCUGGUGCAAUCUUGGUGGCUUACGUUGCGCCCGUGGCCGCAGCGAGUGGAAUUCCGGUGAUCAAGUGCUACCUGAACGGUGUCAAGGUGCCCCAAGUGGUCCGCUUCAAGACUCUGGUCACCAAGGCCGUGGGUGUGGUCCUCUCUGUGGUUGGAGGCCUGGCCGUUGGGAAGGAAGGUCCCAUGAUCCACUGCGGCUCGGUGAUUGCCGCUGGUAUCUCGCAAGGCAAGAGCACCACGUUUAGGAAGGAUCUCAAUUGCUUCCGGGAAUUCCGCGAGGAUCAUGAAAAGCGAGACUUCGUCUCUGCCGGGGCAGCCGCCGGAGUGGCCGCUGCUUUUGGAGCACCCGUUGGCGGUGUCUUGUUCAGUUUGGAAGAAGGCGCCAGCUUUUGGAACCAGUCUCUAACAUGGAGGAUUUUUUUCUGCUCGACCAUAUCCGCCUUCUCGUUGAGCGUCAUCCUGAGUGCCUUCCACGGACAUGCCGGGGAGCUGUCCUUCUCGGGCUUGGUCAACUUUGGAGAGUUUGAUGAUGUUCAGUGGAGCAUCAUAGAACUACCCAUCUACAUAGUCAUGGGAGCAAUUGGUGGACUGCUGGGAGCCCUCUUCAAUCUAGUGAACUUCAAGCUGACCGUCUUCAGAAUAAGGUACUUGUAUCGGCGGUGGAUCAGGGUGUUGGAAGCUGUUGCCGUGGCGAUAGUAACCGCCUCUGUGGGCUUCCUCAUGAUUGACAUCUCGACCGACUGCCGGCCUCAUAGGGAUGACUUUUACGAUAAUGCUCUGCAGUUCAACUGCUCUGAUGGCCGGUAUAGUGCGCUGGGAGAAAUCUGGUUCCAGACACCUGAAGCUAGUGUUCGCAGCCUUUUCCACAGACCUGAAGGCACAUGGACGGCACUGACCCUGCUGGCAUUCUUCAUGGUGUACUUCUUACUGAGCUGCUGGACGUAUGGGUUGAGUGUCUCCAGCGGAGUGUUCAUCCCCACGCUCCUGGUGGGCGCGGUCUGGGGCCGUCUGCUCGGCAUUGGUGUCCGCAACAUGUUCCCUACAAGUACCUGGGUGAACCCCGGCAAGUUCGCACUGAUAGGAGCGGCGGCUACCCUGGGCGGCGUGGUCCGCAUGACGCUCAGCCUGAGCGUCAUCCUGAUUGAGGCAACGCGUAACAUCACUUUUGCGCUGCCCAUCAUGAUCGCCUUGACGGUGGCCAAGUGGGUAGGCGACUUCUUCUCCGAGGGUCUUUACGACAUCCACCUUCAGUUGGCUGGUGUUCCGUUUUUGGGGUGGGAGGCUCCCUCACGCUCGAGCAACAUCUCGGCCAGGGAAGUGAUGGGCUACCCUGUGGUCACGUUCCGGACAGUGGAGAAUGUUGGCAGGAUCAUCGACGUUCUCGCCUCCUGUCCGCACAACGGUUUCCCCGUGGUGGACACGGCUGAGGAGCGUUCUGGUGAAGAACACUCGUUUGGCCGCUUCCGGGGCAUUAUUCUUCGGUGGCAGCUUAUCGUUCUUCUUCAGUACAAGAUGUUCCAGAGUGACACUGACGGAGCCUGCCAUCGGCGACUGCGGCUCUCCAACUUCCGGGAUGCUUACCCGCGCUACCCGACCAUUCAGCAAGUGCACGUCUCUGUUCGGGAGCGCGAGUACAACAUGGACCUUCAGCCCUUCAUGAACUCGGCUGCCUACACGGUGUCUCACAAUGCAUCACUGCCAAGGAUUUUCAAGCUAUUCAGAGCCCUUGGCCUUCGGCACCU